Molecule: messenger RNA, 5123 nt
Organism: Daphnia carinata
Lineage: Eukaryota; Metazoa; Arthropoda; Branchiopoda; Diplostraca; Daphniidae
Product: tudor domain-containing protein 6-like
Exons: 9
Coding region: 51-5123 (1690 amino acids)
Source: RefSeq, a predicted model, not a curated record
GCAAUUUCACUGUUCCACCAACUUUCAUCUGUAAAAUUGAUAGUUCACAAAUGGCUGCAGCCAGCAUGUUGGUGCAUGUGACCCACAUAGACGAUUCCAUCAGAGGUCGCCAAGGGCCAUGUGUUUAUUUCUGGGGAAUGACUCAUGAUCGCAGUUUCUAUCUGACAAUGGAGCUGUAUCUGGAAUCCAUCCGGCAUAGUUUGGAAACAAAGCUUCCACCGUUGAGCGUUAGUGUGCUUGAAAAUAUGCAAGUCUGCUGUGUGCUCAUCAACCACAGAUGGCAACGAGCAAGAAUUCCUGAAUUGAAGUUAAGCCAAUCAGGAACCAUUGAAGUAUUCUGUAUUGAUUCUGGCGACACACACACAGUUCCUUUGGCACUUGUGCGCACAUUAGACAUUUCUGGAUAUGAAGCAGAAAACAUCAGAGAAUGCCCACCCCUUGCCACCAAGUUCAUUCUUGCUGAUGUAGUUGCCCCGUGUGGACCUGGGACUUAUAGUCGACAAUGGAGUGAGCUUGCCAUUAUGUAUUUGAAGAUUCAUGUGGAGAAUCACACUUGGAAAGCAGUGCCAUUGGGAAUGUAUGGCACUCACCAGGGUGUGAGGCUGUUAAAUUCCAAUAAUCAACUCUUAGCAACUAUUAUGAUUCAACAAUCCUUGGGUGUAGCAGCACAGACCUACCAUGAAGCUUUAAGUAUGUGUGAAGUCAUGAAUAAACAACCAGCCUACAUGAAGCCUGCUUUUUACACUUCAUCAGCCAUGAAAUUGUUCCCUGCUGGAUGCAACCUGGCAGCUCUAUCUAAUCCAGUCAGACCCGCUUUCGCCAUUCCUUUGUCCCAGAAAGAACAUCUUCAUGCGCCUCAGAGAGCAUACGUGAUCAACAAUUUACCAAGUAAAGGUCGUCAUAAUGUAACUGUGUCACACAUGUCGGAAGGACCCUUCAAAUUCUUCGUCCAAAUGAAAAGCGAGGCAAGUACUCUCGUGAAUAUACGCAAGAAACUAAACACAGCAGCGCCCAUUCCUUUUCACGGCACACCCGUUGGGUCACCUUGUAUGGCCAUCUCUCCAGCUGAUAAACUGUUUCAUCGUGGUUUAAUCACGGCAGUGAAAGAUUAUGGCACUCCUGGCUGUAGUUGCACCGUCUACUAUGUUGAUACCGGUAGUCAGAAUCAAAUUAACAUCUCCCUGAUCUGUGAUAUUCCGGAUGAGCUUCUGGAACCCCCUUUGUGUGCGUAUCGCGUGUCUCUAUUUGGUGUACAAGAAGUUUCAAAGCUGUGCGGCCUCAUCCAAAUUUUUACCGCGUUUGUAAAUUCGGCCAGUAACCUCCAGGUCGAAGUAGUGGAUGACGACAAACAGGAAGUUAAUCUCUAUGAUGAAGCUGGCCGAAGCAUACGCGAUCUUCUUGGCGCGAUUUUUGCAAAUCUCCAGAAUACGACAACAAAUAUUCCACGUGGCAUCGCAAGCUCGCCAUUUAGUAAUGUGAUGUACAUGACAGUAGCUGAGAUACCUUCACUUAAUUUGGCUGCGGAGGAGAGCCUUUUCGUAAGUUUCAGUGAGAAGCCUGGAUACUUUUACGGACAACUUGAAAAAAUAAGCCUACCUGAUUCAAAGACUGAAUUUGGAACCAAGGCUCUAAACGAAAUGGCCAUUGAGCUGAGUACAGCCUACUCGUCGGAAACUAGCGCACCUCAUCUCUAUGUCGAUGUUGAGAGCCGCUUAGGUCAUCAUGGCGUUGUUCAUUGGGAAGUGGAUCAACUUUACUAUCGUGUUCGCGUUACCAAAGAACUCCCUAACGAUGUCGAAGUUCAAUUUAUCGACUAUGGAAACAGUGUCUGCAUGCCACGUAGGAAAAUUCUGGCUCCGCUUGGAAAUCUGACUCGUUUCCGUCAACCACCUUACGGUGUUGAUUGUCGACUGGAUCUUAAUGUUACAUUGCCGGUCUCGAAAUGGAACAACCUGAUUCUCGAUAAGUGGAUAAAGGUUAAAAUGGGCCCGUGUAUCGAAGGGGCCUACUCCGUCACGUUUACCAGUGAUCCCUGUAAUAGCGAAAUUGUCAAGAUUCUCGGGGCGCGUGCUUCAUCCAAAUUUGUCGAAAACGUUAGCAAAACCGCUUCAAGUACUGAAAUCUCACGGCCAGGGUCUGUUCAGUUAGUACACCCUCGAACUCCGCUUGCCGAUAAAGAUUAUCGACAAAUAAGAAGCAGUGACAGUGGAAAUUAUUCGAUUACAUUCUCAAAUGGACCAUGCGCUAAACAAAAUUCUGCAGAAACGAAUGACGAAAAAACUUAUGCAAGAAGCAAUGGUAGUGUAAGUUCUAGGUUCUGCGAAGCCUCCGUACGCAUGGAACGCAAGGCCAGUACGACAGAAAACCCAGUGAAAGAAGCAAUUGUAGCUGAACAACUGGACUUGUUUUGCACACCGAAGUUAAGUUCACCCAUUACUUCUACUAGUCAACUUCAAAAGUUGCUUCCGUAUGGCACUGAAAGUUCAGAAAAUCGAAAAGAAUUGAACCGACAGAUUUCGCCAGAAACUUUGGAACCUCAGAAACCAGCAAUGGUGCAUGAGAUUCCACAAUUGGAAGUGUCCCAAAUCCAGAAGCAGUAUUUUUAUCCACAACAACCAGGUUUAUCUGGACUUGUCAAGAAUGUGGAAGUGGUAUCCGUGAACGAUCCAACAGACUUUUACGUACAGCUUUCGGAAUCGUUUGCCGCUCUCGACGACUUGGCUAAAAGGUUGAACUUAGUUUAUUCCGAUGAAUCCAAACCAGUUGUACAAAAUCCCACACCUGGAUCAGCUUGUGUUGUUCAGUAUGACGAAGAUAACGCAUGGUAUCGCGGGCAAUACGUGAGCUCUUGUGACCAUCAUUUACCGGUCCCGUUGGCCAACGUGUUCUUCGUCGAUUAUGGCAACACUCAACAUUGUCCAAUAAAGCAAAUUAAAGCUAUUGACGAAGAAUUUGUCAAACUAAAUCCGCUAGCCUUCCGCUGCAAGCUUGAUGGAAUUGAUAUCUUGCAAGCAUGGACAUCUGAUGACAAGAGCAAAUUCGAAAAUUGCUGCAUUGGGAAAGUGUUCUCAGCGACUUUUGCCAAACAAGAUCCUGGAGCAAAAUACCCUAUACAUUUGGUAGAAAAAAGUGAAUGUGGUACUGUUACCAUUAAUGGGGUAUUUAGAAAAUUGAGUUUGGCGUCCGUUGGACCUCCGUCUACCGCGUAUACGAAACUUCCGAUUUCUAAGACAUCAAUGGAUGUUAUCCUGACUUGUUGUUCUGAUCUUAACCAGUUUUAUCUAAGACCGUUUGAUGAUAAAGGUUAUCAGAAUCAGUUGGAAGAACUGGAAAACUUCUAUUCAUCGUUGUCACCAAAUGAAUUGCAAGAGGACCAACCAACUGUUGGAUUACCUUGCGUGGUUCGCUUUAUUGAAGAUGGACGUUACCACCGCUCGCAAGUCCUAGCCAUUCACGAUGAGGUGGCAGAGAUACUUUUUGUCGACUAUGGAACGAAGCAAAAUACGCCGUUGUCGCAGUUAAAACGGAUCAUCCCUCUGUUUAUGACGUUCCCUCAAUUGACGUGGUCGUGCCAACUAAAGGGAGGAAAGCCGAGCAGCCCUAUCAGCGCUGAACUUCAGAAAGCCAUAGAUUUGUGCAUUAUGACUAAAGAAAAGCUUUCUGUGUUGUUCACAUCUUCUGGUUCAGAGAGUUCCAAUGAAGUUCAUGAGGUGGAUUUGACCCUUCCCAAUGUAGGGAAUGUGUCCCAAUAUUUGGCUCAACUCAAAUCCAUGGAAUGCAUGUCUUCAAUCACUGAAGUAGAAUUGGUCUCCCAGAAUGUAAAUUUUACACCAACGCAAGUUAUUUCCAGCCAGGCCAUCAUUUCCUAUGCUGAAUCACCUACCGAGUUCUGGCUACAGUUAGAACCAGAAUCCGUUGAAGCCAUUAUGACUCGGAUCGACAAAUUGGCCAUAGAUCCUCAAUUCGCCGACACAAACAAUUUUACUGCUUCGAUCGGCAAGCCCUGUUUGGCGUUCUUUAUGGAGGACGGGCGCUGGUACCGUGCUGUGGUAGAGGCAAUUAGCGAAGAUUCAGUAACAGUCUUAUACAUCGAUUAUGGAAACAGUUGCAGUGUGAAAAGCUGCGACUUGCGGGAACUGCCGUUCGAUCUUGCUCAGACUCCAGCCCUGGCAUACAAGUGUUGCCAAGAGGGAGCGGAAAGUUAUUUGGCACACGUCACUGAAAUUUAUUUGAAGGUCAUAGCAGAGAUGACUGCUUUGACAGUGAAGUUCGUAAAUAUAGUCGACGGAGUAUUACACGUUCGUAUCUUCGACCCUGAAGGGACAGAUCUUGGCGAUCUAUGCAGCGAACAACCCACGGAUGUUUUGGUGCCAGAAGCAUCUGUCGAAAGUGAUGCAGGAAAUACUGCCACCCAACCAUCAUCGACUACAAUCGUGGACGGAGAACGUAAUGCAACUGUUGGGAACACCACUUCGUCUCAGGUGGAAGGAUAUCGUGAAAAAUCCUCUAUUCGUGAUUCACAAGAUUAUUCUGUCUUGUCAAAAACAUGUGUAGAGUCGGUUAAGAAAGAACUAAUUACCACCACUCAACAUGUGGAGGGCUACAUUGUCUACUGCCUAUCUCCUAUGGAAUUCUGGUUUCAAUCCAAACAGGAUGAAAUGAAGCUUCAAAAAAUCCAAACUCUUCUAGUCGAAUAUUAUGAAAAGGACUCCGACGCUUUUCAAAUAAUGGAGAAACCAGUUAUCGGUCGAAUUUAUGGAGUUUAUCAUCCUAUCUAUGCUGGCUGGUUUCGUGCGCAAAUUCAGAAUUUAGCUGAGGCUACUACCGAAGUUUAUUUUGUUGACUAUGGUGAUACUCAAACCACUCCUUUGGAAAGCAUCCGCGAAAUGCCAAGCGAGUGCGCAGGUAUUCCACCUUUGGCAACUCGAUGCAGCUUAAAGAAACCACCAAAAGACUGGUCACAAGCAACAGUGGAAAAGUUUAACGGCGUUUGUUUUGAUUCAGAAAAAGUAUGUCGAGCGUUCUUUGGAGCAGAAGAGAACGGUGUUAUCUUCGUUGACUCGUUGUUUGUUGGGGAAACUAAUGUUUUAGAUUUUCUAAAUGCAGAUGUAGAAGCGGUCUAG